Amoebophrya sp. A25 is the source of this 1608-nucleotide messenger RNA. The record is from the annotation of a GenBank genome assembly. NCBI's taxonomy places the organism in Eukaryota, Dinophyceae, Syndiniales, Amoebophryaceae.
GAUUAAUAGCACAUUCAAAUUAAUGACAGCAACCCAGAUUCAGACUGGUGCCUCUUGGGGAUCGAAUAGCUUCACGUCAUUGAUUCAUUCGAGAAUAUAUGGAAGUUUCUGCAGAAGUAUUUUCAAAUACAGAAUAAUGUCCUCGUCCACUGACCGACUCCGGGCGAUGAUAUCUGCGGCUGACGCCGGUGAUACAUGCGAAAAAGCGGCAACAGUAGUUGACUGUAUGCCCUCAGGUGUGUGCUUUCCCGACGAAGUGAGAAGUCGGAUUCUGCAGUUUUUGUGUCCGUUUGCCUCAUUGCCUUGUCGACUUCGAAUGUGUGGGCGCAACUUGAUUUGCAAAGAUAGAGACGACAGGGAAGGAACGGAUUUUAUAGCGCGUGAUCUUCGUUCCACACAGAAUCCAGAAAACUCCCUGGAUAUCGCCAGAAGCGAUGCGACUUCAUCUACUGUUGAUGAAGAUCGCUUACUGCUACGCCGGUUGAUUGUAACCUUGAGCGCAGAUCUGGAGCGCUUGAUUUCAAAGUCGCUGGCAAGACAUCCUUUCACGAUUGACGCAGAGUAUCAUAUUUGGCCAAUUCAUACUAAUGAGGUGUGCGAAAAGACAGCUACAAAAGGGAACACUCGUGUGGAGGAUGAAAGUGAACAAGGACAAAAAAUCGGAACUGAUGAAUUCGAAGGACAAGGAGUACAUCAUGAUCAAGAAGGUGCAAAUUGCGCUGCUCGCGGUACUGCUGCAACAGACAAAAAUAUUGCUGACAACCCGGAAGGUCAUCACCAGAGCGUUGGAGCGGAGAAGGGGACAUGUUUUCAGCAAGAUGAAGCCGUACCAGGUGGCGCCGCAUUAGUGGAGGUUGCGGAAUCGCCUUCGCGGUUUCUAGACUUUUCGCGGUCUGUACCAACCCUCGCGAAUCGCGUGAACAAAAUUUGUUCAGACAUUCAGAAAUGGGAUCUUUACGGACCUCCCCGUCAGGAACCAGAAGCCGUCUCAGAAGAUGGCGUCCCUCAGAUAGACGGAACGACCCGAAGCACUUGCAGAAUGCAUGAUCAGCAUCUGCCGAAGCUAGUUUUGAAAACCGAAUGUCCAGUGCUGCUUGUAUUAUGGUAUUUCUUUUGACCACUCAGAUCAGUUGUUACGGUCAGACGAGUUGUUCUGCUCUUGCAGCUCCUCUGUGAGUUGGGGCAUCCUCGUUCGAGCUGGAAAUCUAAAGUGUGUCCACGCACUUACUAGAAGAAGAUAGCAUCGAGAUAGGGCAAAAAUGCUUGUCUAAUUCCACUCGCCAGAGCGAGCGGCAAAGUUUCGAGAGGUCUCCGUCGCGCGACGACUCGACGCGUGACCGAUCUGUGCGCUGCCAUCAUUCAGAUAUUUUCAAAUACUGAGAAAGAUGCGAGCGUCGCCGGAGCAUGAGAAAGUAUUUCUAUGGAAAAGACACAGAGACAGACACUAUGUUCUAGCCAAAAUAGGCACUUAAGUGCGGAUGCACAUGAUGCAUCAUCAAUGAAGUGAAAAGGUACUUUGUGAGAUAUUAGAAGUCGUCACUUCCAAAUGAACUUCUUGAGGCUCUAAGUCCUAAGUACGACCAGUCUUAUACGAACAGUAGAAACGAU